CUGCAAGCCGUUGCGGCGGGAAAUUUUCAAAACGACAAGACCAAGCACAUUAACUCUCCAACGCGCACACCUCGUCCCGUGUGCUUUGCUUUGCUGUGCUCUGCUGACGCUUCCUUUGAGUCUAGUAGGGUGCGCACUGCCGAGCGUGUCGACAACGACAGACGCACUGCCCAGCGUGUCGCCAACGACAGACGCAUUUGAGAGAGAAACACAGAAGGGGAAUAUUCAGAGUGGGAGAUUGCGAAGGAAAAGCAAGAUGGAGGAUCCACAGCUGGCGCAGAUUCAGCAGCAGGUUGCUGAGGCGCAGCACGAGUUUGAUACCUGGGUGUCAUCCGUGAACAACACCUUUGAGACCAAGCAACAAGAGCACAAGCGGAGUGUUCUCGCAUCACGAGACAACAUCAAGCACUUGCGUGAGCAGAUCAGCUCAAAGGCAACAGAAAAGCAGGCGAACGAAAAGGUUGCGCGCAAGCAGGAGCAGGAGCGAAAUGACAUUGAGGACAAGAUUUCUGCCGUGCACAAGGAGACGGAGCAGCUCCUCUCUGUUGACCAGCGCCUGAAUCAGGAGAUUGCUGCCCUCAACGCAGAGAAGGACCGCGUUCUCCAAGAGAUUGAGGAAGUGAAGCAGGAGAACGACAGUGCAUGCGCCCGAAAGACGCAGGGCAUCGAGUGGUACCAAGACAGGCUUGGAUGGAGCAUGAAGACGAAGAAGCGCGACACGCUGAGCAUGCGUUUCACGCAGAUUGACCCAGAUGACCGCGAUCGCCCCUUCAGUUUCGACCUUGUUGUCAAGCCAAACGACACUUACGAAGCUGUGAACAUGGAGCCGAAGAUUGAUGUGCAGCCACUGUUGGAUGAGCUCAACACAAACAACAACCUUGGUCGUUUUCUCUUCCGCGUUCGCAACGCCUUCAAGGCGUCCCUCUGAAUCAGCACGCGCGAUGUUUUGUCACAUAACCUUCCCUUGUUACACUGACCUGCUGAUGUGUGUGACUGUGUGUGUGUGUGUGUGUGUGUGUG
Molecule: messenger RNA, 1020 nt
Organism: Salpingoeca rosetta
Lineage: Eukaryota; Choanoflagellata; Craspedida; Salpingoecidae
Exons: 5
Coding region: 257-928 (223 amino acids)
Biological process (GO): chromosome segregation
Cellular component (GO): Ndc80 complex
Source: RefSeq, a predicted model, not a curated record